Molecule: messenger RNA, 2414 nt
Organism: Ctenocephalides felis (cat flea)
Lineage: Eukaryota; Metazoa; Arthropoda; Insecta; Siphonaptera; Pulicidae
Product: shootin-1-like
Exons: 14
Coding region: 40-2283 (747 amino acids)
Source: RefSeq, a predicted model, not a curated record
CGAACAUUUUUCCAACAUUGGCCCUAAAAUUCCUCCAAAAUGCAGCGCUCUAUCCAGAGCCCUGGGCCUCUGACCCCAUCCCACAUACCUUUGCCGAAAUAUUCCCUAAAUAGAAGCCUUACCUCUAAUCUCAACGGAAGCCAACAUGAAUACAUGAAUGGUGACAACAAUAAUACAGAGGCUUCCAGGUGGAAAUAUAAAUAUGAAGAAGCAGAAAAGGCUAGGAAGCUGUUGAUCACAAAAGCAGAAAGAUUUGCCAGAUCCUUAGCAGACCUGGAGAGGAAACAUCAGCAAUUAUCAGACGAAUUCACAUUAACUAAACACGAGCUGAGGGAUAAGGAUGCCCAAUUGAACUCUUUAAGGACUGUUUCUGAAAAAGUUUACAAGGAAUACGAAACACUCAAGAAUCAAUAUGAUGUUGAGACCGGAGCAAUGCAUAAAGCUAUGCAACAUGCAGGAGAAUGGUAUAAACAGAAUCGUCAGUUGAAAAGACAAAGUGCAGUCCUAGUCCAGAAAUAUCUCCAAAUCAAACCAAAUGGAUCCCUAGAUAUAGACAUAGAUGGUUCUACAGAUACAACAGAUGGUCAUGACGAUUUGGAAGCUUUGAGGAAAACAGUGACUGAUAUGAGUUUAGAAAUAGCAACUUUACAAACUGAACUAAAUAAUGCAAAACUUCAGGAGUUUGAAGCAACUGAACAGUGUGUUAAUUUAACACAGGAAUUAGAACAAGAAAAGAAAUUAAGAGCUCAAUGUAACAUCGAAUUGGAAAGUUUAAGGCAAUCCAGAGAUCAUUUGCAAAAAGAACGUGAGCAAGCUGAAACUAUGAUAGACGAAGCCAAAAAAGCAAUCAGGGAAAGAGAUGUUUUAGCAAGACAAAGUGCUUUGCUCAUACAAGAUUAUAAACAUGAUGGAGAAGAAGGCAGGAUACUUAAAUUAUUGCAGGAGCUGACCAUUUCUACAAUGGGCGAUGACGCUGUGAAUGGUUUCAUCUGUGAUUUCAUGCUGUUUGCAUGUGAAAAUCACACUAUUUCCAGAAGGAACUUUGUAUGCACCUUCGUGAUUUUCCAAAAAGCUAUGCAACAUGCAGGAGAAUGGUAUAAACAGAAUCGUCAGUUGAAAAGACAAAGUGCAGUCCUAGUCCAGAAAUAUCUCCAAAUCAAACCAAAUGGAUCCCUAGAUAUAGACAUAGAUGGUUCAACGGAUACAACAGAUGGUCACGACGAUUUGGAAGCCUUGAGGAAAACAGUGACUGAUAUGAGUUUAGAAAUUGCAACUUUACAAACUGAACUAAACAAUGCAAAACUUCAGGAGUUUGAAGCAACUGAACAGUGUGUUAAUUUAACACAGGAAUUAGAACAAGAAAAGAAAUUAAGAGCUCAAUGUAACAUCGAAUUGGAAAGUUUAAGACAAUCAAGAGAUCAUUUUGCAAAAGUUUCAAAAUUAGUCGCAGAUGAAGUAAGCGUUUUGCGUAAAAAUGCCGAAAAAGAACGUGAGCAAGCUGAAACUAUGAUAGACGAAGCCAAAAAAGCAAUCAGAGAAAGAGAUGUUUUAGAAAGACAAAGUGCUUUGCUCAUCCAGGAUUAUAAACAUGAUGGAGAAGAAGGCAGGAUACUUAAAUUAUUGCAGGAGGUUGGUGAGCUCAAAACAAUGCUCGAAAUGGAACGAAAUGACCAUCAAAGUCAAGUAGCAGAUUUGCUGGAAAAAUUGGAGGACAAAAGUAUAGACCCCCAAAUCGAAGUGUUAGAAGCCAAACUAAAAAUAACCGAACACGAACUAAACGUCGCCAUAGAACGUGCUGAACGUGCUGAAACCGAAUUACAAAACACUCUUUCCGAAAACAACGCAAGUAUGCAGACGGAUAAUGAUGUUUUCGGAAAUGGCGAAGAGGAAGUUGUUAUGAGAAGGAAAAUGACAAACGGAAAUCAAAUAGUCAUGCCUCCUCCACCACCGCCGCCACCGGUGCCGAAUUUGAAUCUUGGCGCCAAUAAAACGGAAAUCAAAAUCAAGACGCAGGCAAGCGCGGUUGCGGAAAUGGCUGCCAUGCUGGAUAUCAAACCAGUAAACGAUACUCCGGCAAAAACAAAAAAUGAUAAUGGAGGAAUUAUAGAUGCCAUCGUGGAUCAAAUAAAAGGCGGUAGAUUUAGACUGAAAUCAACCGAUGUGCAAAAUAAGACAAAAACCAAAAAAGAAGAACCUGCUGCCGUUAAAGAAAUGUUAAACAUUUUGGGAACAUUGAGGAGGACCAGGGGGAAGAGGUCAAGUAUGAAUACAGGAAUGCGCUAAUUAAUGAACAAAUAUUUUUAGAAUAUAUUAUAUCCCUAAUUCUACGGAACAGAAUAAAUCUGUAAUUAUCUGCUUAAUUAUAAAUUAUGUAUAGCCAUUUGUUGGUGAUAAAACAAUGCAACUAAUUUUCU